UCCCUUGUCAGAAGUCUGUUUACGUUUGAUGGGAAGAUUGCGUCUUCCUUGAAGUUAGAACUUAGGAUCACAAUGGAAUCUUCUUUCCAUAUAGGCAUAUUUUAUGUUUUAGCUGUUCUUCUGAUCAGAUUAGCAUCGAGUUCCAGUAGAAGUGAUAUAUGCCACAUCAGUUGUACACAUAAUAGUUCCUUGGACUGUCAGAACAGUACACCAUGGGGGAGAUGUUGUGUAGUAAAAUCUGGAAAUACAACAUUUAUCACAGAAGUGGAUCUUUCCAACUGUAACCUUCAGUCUCUUGAUAAGAUACUUACAAACCAGCCUAAUUUAACCACUAUAUUUCUACAAGGAAAUAAGUUGACCUCAUUAGAAAGAGAGGAUUUUUAUCAAACUACAAACAUCAGUCUCCUAGUAUUACAACCAAACCUGACGUGUCCAGGGGGACCUGAUGCGUGGGAGAUUUAUGACAACAAAACAACAGAUACAACCCAGUGCAUGGGGGAGAUACAGACUUGUCACCAUCUAAAUGUAACCUGUCCUAAUGUCAACAGCAAGUGUCAACAUACAGGACCUAACAUGAUGGAAUGUGUUUGUAAGGAUGGUCACCAUGGAUAUAAAUGCUUGAGAAAGGGAGAAUUUCCAUCCACUGUGUUUAUGAUCGGAUUGGCUAUAUGUACAGUGGUACUCUCAGCUGGGUUGUGGCUGACUGAAAACCGAUGUAAAAGAUCAACAAGGAUGACAGGACUUUAAACUCAUCAAAACUAUUCACUGCCCAAGUCUUUCUUGUUCAUUAAAGUAGCACUAGUUUCAUAAUGCUACAGACAUUAUUUUA
Molecule: messenger RNA, 829 nt
Organism: Pecten maximus
Lineage: Eukaryota; Metazoa; Mollusca; Bivalvia; Pectinida; Pectinidae
Product: all-trans retinoic acid-induced differentiation factor-like
Exons: 7
Coding region: 73-747 (224 amino acids)
Biological process (GO): positive regulation of osteoblast differentiation
Cellular component (GO): intracellular membrane-bounded organelle
Molecular function (GO): protein binding
Source: RefSeq, a predicted model, not a curated record